AUGGAGUCUUGUGGUUUGAAUUCGAUAUCCAGUUGCAGUAGAUCAGGUUCGUCUUCUGCAGCUAAUUGUCAAUUGAAUUCGAGGGCCAGGCAGCAGAGAAAGCAGAGGAGAUGCUGGUCACUUGAAUUGCAUCGGCGUUUUGUCAAUGCUCUGCAACAACUUGGAGGUGAACAAGUUGCUACUCCUAAGCAGAUCAGAGAUCUUAUGCAAGUUGAUGGUCUCACAAAUGAUGAAGUUAAAAGUCAUCUGCAGCAUGGUGAAUCCUUUAAAAAAAGCAAUUCCCAGUCGGGUUCUCCUCAGGGUCCUCUACAGUUACCUGGAUCGUCUCGAGGGACUUCCAUGACCGGAGGGAAUAGCAUGGAAGAUGAAGAUGAUGAAAAGUCGGAGAGCCACAGCUGGAAAAGUCACAUUCACUUGUGUGGAAGAGACGACGCAUAG
Molecule: messenger RNA, 438 nt
Organism: Fraxinus pennsylvanica
Lineage: Eukaryota; Viridiplantae; Streptophyta; Magnoliopsida; Lamiales; Oleaceae
Source: the annotation of a GenBank genome assembly